AUGGCGGAAGCUAUUGGCUUAGUGGCUUCUGUUGCUAGCCUGCUAGACCUGGCGUUGAAGCUAUCUAAUGCAUUACACAACCUCCAAUUCCAAUUCCGAAACGCGCCUUAUCUCGUUCAAGCGUUGGAAAAUGAGACAGAAGCUAUCAGGACGGUUCUUGCUCAUGUUGAAAGCUCAAUACACUCUACAGCAACUGCGGGACUUGGCGGUCCAGGUAGCUCCGGGAUACUGGGUGACCUCACGGCUGAAAUCGACAAAGGCGCGGCUGUCCUGAAGGAGCUAGGCACAUUUAUCGACAGUCUCAAGAACGAGACAUCUACCUUACGAAGGGUCAAGUGGAUUCAAAAGAAAGAGAAGUCAGCAGAGCUCAUAAAACAGCUUAAAGAAGUGCGGUCUCGUAUUAGCGAGUUACAGUUGGCAUACAGCAACUCAAGCUUAACUCGCAUCGGACUUAUAUUGCAGGACAUCCAGAUUAUGCAACGCAGCCACUAUGCCAAGACUCAUAGCUUGGAAACUUCUCUACUAGACACAAAAGACCAACUCGCAACUGAUCGAGAUACCACGUUUACAAACCAGUCGGACAUCGCCACAGCUCUAGAGGCCUUACAAAACACAACGCCAAGGUUGCCAACAGAAUGGGUGGAAGCUAUCAGCAACCAGUUGGCAACGAAGACAAACACUGUACGUCCUGGUCUAGCAAGGGACAACACAAAUGUGUCAGCCCAUCAACCUCACGGAACACAGGGCUCCCAGGCCAUAUCCUCGCCACUUCAGCACUGCGCACUAGUAUUCAAGCUAAAACUAGUGCAAUCCCAAUGCUCAAUCAACUGUGCCUGCAGAUGUCACGCUUCGGCAUCUUCAUACCGUCCUUGGAAAGCGCUCCCUAAAUUACUUCGAAUGAUCAUGGGUUCGGUAAUCGUUGAGUACUGCAGUUAUCCCGUGUCCAGAGCGACUUGCGACUUGCCUUCAUGUUCCAAAUCGCGUCCAACUCGGCUCGCAGUUAGAUAUGGCUUUCCGUUUUGGUCUUUCAAGUACGCGAUUCAUAUUCUGGUGGAGAGGCUAUCAACCAGCUGUCUCACGUUUACUCUAGCCUUAAGACACAUAAACCCUAUGAGAAUCUCAAGAAACAACAUACUUUACAACGUCUCAGCUGGAAAUCUGGGUGCUGUGAAGCAAAUCGUGUCUGAGAAUCCGACUGCCGUAUUGGAUAUCGACUAUGAGGGAAAUUCGGCGUUGCAUGUCUCUGUUCAGUCAUUUCUUCCAUGGGAACUUGUGUUUCAAAUAUUGAAGGUCCUUCUCCAAGCUGGUGCAGACCCAGACCAAGCAAAUGAGGAUGGCCUUUCUUUUCGGCAUAAAAUCGCGAAUCAGCACCUCCAGAAAAUCAUACCAUUCAAGCUACAGCCUGAGCUCCAAAGGCUGAUUCAGAUCUCUCAGUGUUUAGAUGACAUUGACUUGAGCUUCAUACAUGAGGUUGUUGUUAAACGAUGUCCAAUCGACAUAGGCCCUAUUCUCAAGUCCGGCAAAGCAGAUAUUUUGGCACAGAUCCACAGUAAAGACCGGUUUGGCAUGACUCCACUCAUGUAUGCUGUUGCUUUAGGCGACGCAAAAGCAGCGGAGGCUCUGAUCCAAGCUGGCGCCUCAGUCCACAAGAAGGGACCAUAUAAUCGUACUCUUGUAGAUUAUGCGGGCCACCUACCCUCAAACACUUGUGCUACCAUACUUGACUUGCUGUUUGCUGCUGGCGCCAAUGCAAUUGACGGUUUCCCCGCGGGAUGGAGUCUUUUACAUACAGCUGCUAUCCGUGAUAAUGUCACAAUGAUAGACAGGUUGCUGCGAGAAGGCGCACAGCCAGAUUGUAUCGGCCCGAAUGGUAAUCGCCCGAUUCACUAUGCGGCGAGCGAUAACUCUGUUUCUGCCAUUCGCUUGUUGUAUGAGCAAGGUGCCAAUGUAAAUGCAAUAGCUGAUAAUGGACUGUCAUCGCUUGGUGUAGCGAUCCAAAAGAAUGCUACCGAUGCGCAAGCAACGCUUCUUGAGCUAGGCGCUGAUCACCGUAUAACCGGUGACUGGGGGACUUAUUUACACGUGGCGGCAUAUUGGGGUAACGAAAGAACCUUCAACACACUAUCUUGUCUUAAGCUCAAGGGCUUAGAUGUCGAUGCCAGGAAUGACAAAGGCCUAACAGCAAGCGAGGUUUAUGAAAGCCGCUACGACAAAACGGACGAGCUGACGAUAUCAUUCCGUCAACUAAGGGAUUCUAUCAUAUCGCUAUCCCCAUAUGAUUACUCUAGCGAAGGCGAACUUGGAGAUAUGGAUCAAUUCGUUGAUGCAUAUGAGUUCUUGAGCGGUGAUGGGUUGUGUUAG
Fusarium proliferatum ET1 is the source of this 2361-nucleotide messenger RNA. RefSeq lists its product as uncharacterized. The record is from RefSeq and is a predicted model, not a curated record. Gene Ontology annotation, molecular function: protein binding. Bases 1 to 2361 code for a protein of 786 amino acids. The transcript is spliced from 2 exons. Lineage: Eukaryota; Fungi; Ascomycota; Sordariomycetes; Hypocreales; Nectriaceae.